GCAGAAGCAAAAGUUGACUCUCACUUCAAGCGGAAAAUAUCGGCCUUGGAAUCUAUUCAUCAGCCACCAUGGACAAGAACGGAUUCGUCAAGAAUGAUGCUGCGUAUAGCGCUGUUGCCAAGCAGUAUGAGUUCCUUCACAUGAAGCCCAGCAAAUACCACAACCCCGCCCUCGUAGACGCGGAGCAAGAAGUCCUCGACCAGCUCUACCGAGGCUGGUUGCACUACUGGAACCUCGAAUCCCGCGCUGACUAUCACAACGGCAUGGUGGGCGCGCGCCGCUUCUAUGACUUCGACGACAUGCUCAGCUACGACAUGUUCGGCAACACGGUCCGCGGCAGCUUCGAGGAGCACUUCAACUCCAUCUUCCCGUACUGGAACGACGGCGAGAUGGAGUUCAAGGACAUUGAGAUCACCGCCGUGGCGCCAGACUGGGCCUACAGCUCCAUGAUCCAGCACACAUGGGGCAGCGCGGGCGGCGUGCCGUUUGACACGGCCUUCCGACGAACAGGAAUUGCGCAUAAGAAUGAGGCGGGCGAGUGGAAGUGGGUGCAUGAGCAUUUGAGCUUCCCGACAGAUAUGAAGACGAAGCAGGCGGAUUUCACGGCGAGCUUGGACCCAUUGAAGGCGACCAAGUUGACGUAGUUGGAUAGCUUGACCUUAGCCUUACGGAGCUAGAAUGUUAGAG
Messenger RNA from Mytilinidion resinicola, 687 nucleotides. RefSeq lists its product as uncharacterized. NCBI's taxonomy places the organism in Eukaryota, Fungi, Ascomycota, Dothideomycetes, Mytilinidiales, Mytilinidiaceae. The record is from RefSeq and is a predicted model, not a curated record. Bases 69 to 644 code for a protein of 191 amino acids. The transcript has 4 exons.